AUGUUCCUGCCGAACCCAAUGGUUUACAUCCAGUUUCACCCGGUAACCUACAUCGUGAAGCUCAACAUUGAGUUGAAAAUGGCUUCCCUUAUCCGCAAGCUUGCGCGGGAUAGCAACAUUAACAACGAAAUUCAUGAGGCAUCAAUGAAUCUGCGAACCCGGUUCAACCCCCAAAGUCACUAUAUCAAGUGUGAUGAUGAGGUAAGAGAAAAGAGGAAUCUGAGGCAUAUGCAGUUCGCCCAGCUACGGCAACAGGGGUUCGAAAGCGAGGACAUGAAAAUCCUGAAGACAACCAGUGUCCGCGUUGUAACAAGUCCAAGACCGAUAAUCUACCUCCGCUGCCACCGCUGCCAAAGGAUGGAAGAUGAGUUGUACACUAGAGCAGAGUUCGGAGACUGUGGCUUGGUCCAAAUGGCAUGA
Messenger RNA from Aspergillus oryzae RIB40, 420 nucleotides. RefSeq lists its product as uncharacterized. Lineage: Eukaryota; Fungi; Ascomycota; Eurotiomycetes; Eurotiales; Aspergillaceae. The transcript has 3 exons. The record is from RefSeq and is a predicted model, not a curated record. The coding region runs from base 1 to 420 and encodes 139 amino acids.